AUGGUAAAUAACUCUUCUAGUGUAGUGGUUCGUUCUAGUUCACCUGGUGUCUGCUUCUUGUCGAUACCUCAGUUUGAUCCUCAUAACAUGAACCGUCCUGAUUCAGUUCAYCCGACUUGGACUUUCCUUGUUGCUGUCAAUGGUCUUGCUGCCCCACCGACAAUUGUCGUUAACAUCUUUGUCAUAUUGGUAGUCGUGAGGGAUGAAAAUCUCAGAUCUGCUUCUUUUAAUGUUUUGCUUACCUCUUUAGCAGUGACAGAUUUCCUUGUAGGAUUGCUGGUCGAACCAUUGUAUUGUUUAUUUCUUGGAUGUCUUCAAAACAAUUGUCUUUUACCUGACUGUACAUUUACGGCAUAUGUUUGCUCGUUCAUUUUUUGUGGAGGUUCAACGAUUGUCAGCUUUACAAUUGCAAGUGUUGAGCGAUAUUUAGCCAUUGAACAUCUGAAUUUUUAUCUCAAGAACAUUACAGURAAAAAAGUUAUGAUAACAACUGUAAUUGCCUGGGUUAUACAUUCGGCAUAUUUGUUCAUUACAAGCGUUUUAUUGAAUGAAAGCCACCCUGACCAGUUCAAAGUUCCAGCAGCUAUAUCGGUAGGCAUUCUUUGCAUGAUCACACUCUACUGCUCAUCUAAAGUACAGCUGACAGCUUACCGUCAGAGUAGAAUCAUCGCUCGUCAGAUCGCAACCGUUAAAGAGACCAACAACGAACAACAACAAGAGCAGGAGCAGCGACUCCAGGAAUACAAGCGAGUGUUUACGAUGACCAUGUUGGUAGCAUUAUCGUUUCUCUUUUACGCYCCUCUCAUAGUAACCGCAGUGAUCGAAGCCACGAAGGGUAAAGAUGUGACGAAUGACUUUCAGUUCAUCGCCGGACCUAUCUGUAUAAGCUUUGUAAAUCUCCAGUCUCUCAUCAACCCAAUCAUCAUGGCGCUGCGUCUGUCCUACAUUCGCCAAGGCAUCAAGAACAAGCUGACAAGGCUUGUACAGAGAAAUGAACAACUGGAAUAA
This is a messenger RNA of Exaiptasia diaphana, 1008 nucleotides long. Its product is annotated as histamine H2 receptor. Gene Ontology annotation, biological process: G protein-coupled receptor signaling pathway. Bases 1 to 1008 code for a protein of 335 amino acids. The transcript has a single exon. The record is from RefSeq and is a predicted model, not a curated record. NCBI's taxonomy places the organism in Eukaryota, Metazoa, Cnidaria, Anthozoa, Actiniaria, Aiptasiidae. Gene Ontology annotation, molecular function: G protein-coupled receptor activity. Gene Ontology annotation, cellular component: membrane.